UGAUCACAAUAUAAAACUUAUUUAUUGUGAACCAAUCUGUUAUAUUGUUAUAAUUGUUAAAAAUUCAUCUAUCCACAUUUCGUUUCGUAAUUCCAAUAUAAGUUUUUAGUUCAACCCCAUCUUUCAUGAAUCCAGAUUGAAAUCUUGGGGGAUUAGUACACCUGAACUUCAACUGGUUGUUGUGCAAAAUAUCUUUUAUUAAUAUGACAGAAGCACCACCUGCUAAGGCAAAACUGAAAAAGGAAGUUUAUAACUUUGGGUGUUGGACUUUAACUGCUUCUGAGAGCCACAUUCUAGAAUCUGAAGGACAUGACAGAGAAUGCUAUGAAAAGGAAUUAACUCUGCCACAGUUACCAGAAAUGGUAUUUGCUGACAAUAUUCUCAGACUGGAACAUAAUGAUGGCUUUGGAUUAGAAUUUAAUGCUUUGGAUGCUCUAAAAUGCGUCGAUGCUGAACACGAUCUGCUUCAAGUUGCUGCAUCCCAAGUUUGGAAGAAUGCCAGAUCUGAUUGUGAAUACAUCAAACAAGCCCUGAAACCUUUUGAUUGGACAUUCACUACGGAUUACAAAGGAUCACUUUUCUCAAAAGACAGUAAUUUAGCAAUUAGUGUGAUACCAACAUCGGAACGAAUUAAUCUGGAGAAACUAAAGCAACGUGAAAAGAUUUUGUUCUAUCAGGACAUCCUGUUAUUUGAAGAUGAACUUGCCGAUAAUGGUGCUUCUAAACUGAGUGUGAAAAUACGUGUGAUGCCAUCUGGUGUGUUUAUAUUGCUGCGAUUCUUCUUGCGUGUUGACAAUGUAUUGGUCCGGAUAAAUGACACUCGACUCUACCACGAGGCUGGAACCGAUUUUCUUCUUCGAGAAUACUCAAGCCGAGAUAAUGAAGUGUGUGAUAUCAAAGUGCCACCAUUCGUACUCAAUGACCCUAACGAGGUAUGCCACUACCUGACGAAGAGAACCGAAUUCUUUGAGAAACUCCAUUUACCAAUUAGUAGCAAUCAAAGUCAGCCGGAACCCAAAGUAGAAUCUACAAAUACUGAGGCAGUACUAAGGUGAUGACUAUUGCAAUUUGUAAAAGAACUGUUAAAGCGAGAGGUUUCUCUUGUCCAAGCAGGAAAUUUUAUACAUGUUGUGAAAUGAACAAUAAUUUAACAUUGAUUGACCUGAAGUUCCUAUCAGAAUUCUUCACUGAGCUGGGCAAAUGUAUAUAUGUUCAUACAUACAUACAUAUAUGGAUGAAUACACACACAUGCACACACACAUAUUUUUUUAUAUUUUAAUUUUUUAUUUAUGUGUGUUUGUAUAUAUGUGU
This is a messenger RNA of Octopus sinensis (East Asian common octopus), 1311 nucleotides long. Its product is annotated as TIP41-like protein. Gene Ontology annotation, biological process: TOR signaling. The coding region runs from base 204 to 1055 and encodes 283 amino acids. Lineage: Eukaryota; Metazoa; Mollusca; Cephalopoda; Octopoda; Octopodidae. The record is from RefSeq and is a predicted model, not a curated record. Gene Ontology annotation, cellular component: cytosol. The transcript is spliced from 8 exons.